Messenger RNA from Colletotrichum fioriniae, 2688 nucleotides. RefSeq names its product glucose repression mediator protein (gene SSN6). NCBI's taxonomy places the organism in Eukaryota, Fungi, Ascomycota, Sordariomycetes, Glomerellales, Glomerellaceae. The record is from RefSeq and is a predicted model, not a curated record. Gene Ontology annotation, cellular component: transcription repressor complex. Gene Ontology annotation, molecular function: protein binding; RNA polymerase II cis-regulatory region sequence-specific DNA binding; chromatin DNA binding. Gene Ontology annotation, biological process: negative regulation of transcription by RNA polymerase II.
AUGGCCAACCAUCACCCUUCGCCGACCAUGGCCAUGCAGGGGCAGCAGCAUGGCGGCCCCCCUGGACCCCCUCCGCCGCCGGGUAUGCAGCAAGGGCAGAACUAUGCACCUUCGCGACAAAUCCUCCUCAUGAACGAAGCUGUCUGGAUGCAGAUUGGCAGUUUCGCUGAACUCCUUGGAAAUCUCGAGGAGGCAAUGAAGGCUUACGAUCGCGCCCUCCAAGCAAACCCGCAGUCGGUCGCGGCAAUGAAUGCCAUCAGUUUGAUCCUGCGAACGCGCGAAGAGUUUCACAAGGCAGUUGACUAUCUGCAAGCAAUACUCAAAAUCGACAAUACCAAUGGCGAGGCCUGGGGCAGCCUGGGUCACUGCUACCUUAUGAUGGACGACUUGCAGCAAGCCUACGCCGCAUACCAGUCUGCCUUGGUCAACUUGAGGAGCCCCAGGGAGCCCAAGCUAUGGUAUGGCAUUGGUAUCCUUUACGACAGAUACGGCUCUCUUGAGCAUGCCGAAGAGGCCUUUUCUCAGGUUAUGCAGAUGCAGCCGGAUUUCGAAAAGGCCAACGAAAUCUACUUCCGUCUCGGAAUAAUAUACAAGCAGCAGCAAAAGUACGGUCAGAGUCUAGAGUGCUUCAAGUACAUCGUCAACUCCCCGCCCCCUCCUCUCACCGAAGAGGAUAUUUGGUUCCAAAUCGGCCACGUUCACGAGCAGCAGAAGGAUUACGAUAGUGCCAAGGCAGCGUACCAGAGAGUUCUGGAACGUGAUCCUAGUCACGCAAAGGUCCUGCAACAGCUGGGCUGGCUUCAUCAUCAGCAGAGCAGCAGCUUCCAGAGCCAAGAGCGAGCUAUCGAGUUCUUGGAGAAGUCCGUUGCCGCCGACCAAGGCGACGCGCAAAGCUGGUACCUUCUUGGUCGCUGCUACAUGUCUCAACAAAAGUACCCCAAGGCAUACGAAGCAUACCAACAGGCCGUUUACCGCGAUGGAAGGAAUCCGACUUUCUGGUGCUCUAUCGGAGUAUUGUACUACCAGAUCAACCAAUACCGCGAUGCCCUCGACGCUUACUCUCGUGCCAUCCGGCUCAACCCCUUCAUUUCCGAGGUCUGGUAUGACUUGGGCACAUUGUACGAAUCUUGUAACAACCAGAUCAGCGAUGCGCUUGACGCCUACCAGCGCGCUGCAGAGCUUGACCCUCAGAACCCCCACAUUAAGGCUCGUUUGCAGUUGCUGAGAAACGGCGGCGCCAACGGAGGACAGCCUCCUAGCGCUCCUCAGCCUGCCGAUGUUCAUCCCCAGGCUUACCAGGUCGGCCCCCCGGCUCCCCAGUGGGGAAGCUCUGCUCCUCAGUCGCAGCAGCAGGGACAGCAGCCUCCUCCGCCUCCUGGACCCGGCGGUCCUGGAAGCAACGGCUGGGGUCGGCUUGCGGACAUCAACCCUCCUCCUCAGCCACCCAACCCGUAUGAGCAGCGUGGCGAGUUCCGUGGCCCAGCUCCUCCCAUGCCGCGACAGCCUAGCCCGAGACAGGAGCAGCAGCAGCAACAACAGCAGCAGCAGCAACAACAACAACAACACGGUGGUCGCCCGCCGUAUCCCGAGCCGCUUCGUCGGAUGGCUAGUCCGCCAUCUCACUACGCAGGACCGCCGCAGCCGCCUCAGCAGCCUCAGGGUCCUCCCACGUCUGCGCCGCGCACCAUCAAUCCUAACUACACUCAGCCGUCUUCUGCUCAGAUGCCCCCUAUGAACGUCGGUCCCAAUGGCCCUCCUAGCCAGCCGCCUCACUUCCGCGGCACCAACAGUCCCCGGCCCGGCGAGAGGCCCAUGCAUGACAACCGCAUGCCCUCCCCCAAGUCGGCGUACCCCCAACACCAGCCUCCUCCGCCGCCGCCGUACAGCCAUCACCCUGAUGGCCCCACCCCCGGACCCAUGGAGGCCAAUGCCCCGCCUCCACCUCCUCCGGGCUCGAUCACUGGAGACCCUGCAUCGCAGCGCAAUGAGCAUGACCGUCCUCCCUCUGUUGGCCCCAAGCGCAUGCGUGAGUGGGAGGAGGAGUCCUCUCACAAGCGACCUGCCAACGACGAGAACCGAGCCAGGCUCGACGACGUCCGCUCUCGCCGCCCGUCGACUCCUCCGGGACCCCGGGAUCAGUACCGUCGCAACUCGUCAGAGGCUCGCCGUUUUGAGGAUCAACGCCGUGCCGAAGACCAGCGCAGAGCGGAUGACCAGAGAAGGGCAGAGGACAUUCGGAGGGGCGAGGAGCAGCGCCAUGCCAACGACGGGUACCACCCGUCAGAGGCCGCGCACCACCAACCCAACCACCCUAUGCCCACUAACCAUCUCCCGCCGAUGCAGUCUGCCGCUGCGCCGAUGCAGAACAUCCUCCAUGACGGACCGCAGAACGGACCCGGGCCUGCUUCCGGGCCCGCUCCCGGCGUCAAGGAGUAUCCCGCUGAGGAGCGCCCGCCUAUUGAACACACCCCUGCUCCCCGGCCCCCGCAGCCCAGCGAGCCCGAACGUGCCGCGAGAAAGAUGGACGUUGAUGAGGACUACGACGAUAGCGGCGAGGACGAGAAGAAGGGCGCCGUCGCCACUACCAACGGGUCGGGCCCGGCUCCGGUGUCGGGGGAGACUAAGACGCCCACGAGCGCAAGCAUCAACGGCUUGAUGGGGCCUACUCCCAAGGUUGAGUCGACUUAA